Molecule: messenger RNA, 1638 nt
Organism: Symbiodinium natans
Lineage: Eukaryota; Dinophyceae; Suessiales; Symbiodiniaceae
Source: the annotation of a GenBank genome assembly
AUGACUGCCGGCACUGGUAACCGCACAGUUCGACUUGUGCGUCUGGUGCAGGGGGAAGGGCCAGGAAUUCCAACUGGCGAGGCGCUUCUGCAAGCCCAGCUUGAUUCCGGGAUUGCCUCAUCGGCGUCAUCCUCGCCUCAAGGUGCCCCUCCGCUGCUGCAGCCGUCCAGCGCAGAUGGCAAGGGCAUCCUCGAAAAGUAUUGCCAACUUGCACACUCAUGUUUUGGCACGGAGGGAGCUGAGACUUUUGAGCUUCUGAAGGCCCUCUUCGAUUGCAGCGGUAAGCGGGCGGUGAUGCACGAACUCAGCGCCUGGCUUGCGCGGGUCAACAGGAGGACAGCCGCCUUCCACCACCUGACGGCCAACUCCCCUCGGCAGGCUCUGCAUGCACUGCGCAAAGCUGGGGGCGGAGGGCCUCAUUUCGACCGCUUGGCAGCCAUCUUGGCAGCUUGCGGCGGUUCCGCAGUUCCUGGUCGCGAGCAGCGGCGCUGGCUUCGGCAGCAGGUGGAGGAAUGGAAGCGGCAAAGAGUGCCUGAUCUCAUGGGGCCAGGGUUGUGGCGCCUAUACCGCCUAUUGGCAGGUGACGUGCAGGUGGCUUGUGAUGCGCUGGACUGGCGAACUGCGUUUGGCGUGUUCUUGUGGUAUGGCCAGACGGUGGAGGAAACUGUUGAGGACGUCGGUGACUGCGAACAUGCCUUGGAGCGCGUCGUCCAAGCGUUUGUGGACAUGAAGCAGGUGCGCUCCUCCAGAAUCCGUCCGGUAGCCAGCUGUGAGCAGAGGAUCCAGCACAGCGGACCGGACCUACGUUUCGCAGCUUCGAAAGAUGAGCCUGUGUCCUUGCAGUUCAAGGCGAUUCAGGUCGCUGGCUCCAUGGGCACAGGCGCCUAUGAUGCAAGUCACUUUGAUUACAUGACGCACUCGGAGAGUCCCCAGGAUGUGGCGCUGUCAUGGCACUUUGUGGUCGUGCUGCUGAUGUUGCUUGGCGAGGGCGCUGGCACGACCCACGCCAGCAGCAGCUCCUUCCAGAGCUUGACACAGCAGUAUGCGCAGCUCCUUGAGCAGCAAGGCAAGGAUGAAUGGGCAGUGUACGUGGCCCAUUUUGUGAGGGACCAUCGAGCACGUGCUGCAAGGAUCAGACGCUUGCUGAUAAGCCAAGCAAAGGCAGCUCAAUGGGACUUUGGCAAGGAGGCUACGUUGCCCUGGCCAAGCCUGCCUUCGGGUUGGUUGUGGCACGCCAGAGCUCUUGCUUGCGAGCAGGUUCUCGAUUGGUGCGGCGCGCUGACAUGCUGGCAGCAAUGUGGUGGUGAAGAGGCCCGGGCGGUUACCCUCGCCUGCGGAUAUCUGCUUGGCCCAGCACUCUUGGGACAUGCAUCUUCGCCUUACAAGAGGGGUGCCGUCGACUCCAUCCAGCUAUCGCCCAUGAACCCGGCCGCUCGCUGGCUGCACAGAUCUCUCGAGGACCUAAGUACUGCCAUGGGCAGCAAUGACGUUCUCUGGGCAGAUGUCGGCCGGGAAUCUUUGGGAGUCUUGCGAAGAUGGGAGCAAGAAGGCUCUGCUCGCUUUGAUCCUGCUACUUUGGUGCAUCUUCAUUGGCGCUGUGAGCGCUUGCGACAGGGCAUGCUCGGGCUGCCCUGCUGA